AUUCACAUAAUAAUAAUAAUACACUCUGAACAUGUUAAUGUCGAAAGAAACACAGUUUUUUUUACUUUAACGCUUUAGUAACAUAUGUGAUUAGGAGGUAAAUAUAAACGUUGGUCAUUUCAGUUGAAGACAGCUAUACUUUAUUUAGUUAUACCGGAAAUUGGUAGUCGACACCAAAGCUAACUUGAUGACACGUCUGCCUGAGGUCGUUUAAGGAAAUCCAUUCAUAUUGGAGGAGAGAGGAAAAGCGUUACAGUUUUCACUUGUUAACGGUGGAAGAAUCGUCGUUGUCUACUGUCUCACAGGAUGCUCUUCCUCUGCUUCCUCCUGUGUGUCACCACAUCAGUGGCCAUGGGAAACAUCCUGCUGCUGUCUGAGCCGCCACCACUGCUGCUGGUGUCCUUCGAUGGUUUCAGGGCAGAGUAUCUGCGCAGGUUUCCCAUGCCUAAUCUGGAGCUCCUUUACAGCCAGGGGGUCCUAGUGGAGGAUCUUACCAACGUUUUUGUCACCAAGACGUUUCCCAAUCACUACACCCUGGUGACAGGGUUGUACCCUGAGUCUCAUGGCAUUGUAGCUAGCCAUAUGUACGACCCCAUCAUCAAAGGUUACUUCCCCCAAGGCAAUGAUGAAAAGGAAGCUGUUUGGUGGAGUGAGGCAGAGCCGCUUUGGAUCACAGCACUAGACUUUGGCUACAAGACGGCUGCCAUGAUGUGGCCCGGCUCCCACUAUAGCUACAACAAUCGCACGGCAACACACUCUGUCCCCUACAAUUUAGAGGUCACCUUCCAGCAGCGGCUAAAUAAUGUGACACAGUGGAUUUUGGGAAAUGGAGAGGAGCCAGGAGCAAAAUUUGCAGCUUUGUACUGGGAGGAGCCAGAUAGAUCGGGACACAAAUAUGGCCCCGACAGUGAAAACAUGGCCAAAGCACUGAAAGAAGUUGAUGACAAUAUUGGCCUGAUUGUGUCCGAGCUGAAGCGUACCGGCCUCUGGGGUCACAUCAACGUCAUGGUCACCAGUGACCACGGCAUGGCUCAGUGCUCGCCGGACCGCGUCAUUCAUCUGGACGCCUGCCUCCACCCUGACAACUACACACUGGUGGACAUCACUCCUGUUGCCGCCCUCAUCCCACGUGAAGAUGCUCAGAUGGUGUUUGACCUCCUGAACCACUGUCACGCCCACAUGACGGCUUACAUGAAGGAGAAUAUCCCAGAACGGCUUCACUACAGGAACAACAGACGCAUCCAGCCAAUUAUAUUGAUUGCUGAUGAAGGCUGGACCAUCCUGCAUAAUGGGAACCAGCUCCGACUGGGCGACCAUGGUUAUGACAACUCCUUACCCAGCAUGCAUCCCUUCCUGGCAGCAAUGGGACCCAGCUUCCGCCGACGUUAUCGACUCAGCAAUUUAAACAGUGUGGACAUUUACCCACUCAUGUGCCACCUGCUGUCGGUUCCCCCACGACCCAACAACGGCAGCCUGACCCAGGCUCUGUCCUUGCUGCACACGCAGCGUCAGAAGCUGGACCUUUCUCUGGUAUUUACCCUGACAGUGGGCAUCGUGCUGGUUCUAUUUACCAUCCAACUUCUUUUCAGGUGGCUGCGCUCUUACCGACAGUCGGGAUCCCCGGCUUUUCACAGACUGGAGUGUAACGGAGAUGUUGAACUUCGUGCAAAUUCGUGCAAAUAGAUGGAAACAGAGGUGUGACACAUACUAAUCCUGCGUCUCCUGCUCAUGCUCCAAUAGGUAUUUCACUCACAAUGACUGGGCGAAUUAGCUUCACACGGGAACGUGUGGGUUGUCAUGUGCCGACACGAACGUGGUGUUUCAAACUCCUUCGGGCUCACUUGCUCUCGGGGCUGUUUUUGUGGGACAAGCACAUUAAUAUCAUGUUGGAAUGUAUCCUUAUUGAUAAAAUGUUUUUAAAAUGUGGUUAAAUGAGGUGAUGGCUGAGUCAGCACUGUGAGCAACCACUACUCACACACCUGAGAUCCAGAGGCUUGCUCUCAGUGAGCAAGUUUUUUUAUUAUUGUUGUGUAUGUACAUGUUCCCAAAGAACAUGAUUUGUUCUCUUUUGGAACUAUUCCAACAGUUACAUUUAAAUAAUUACACCUGUGAGAAAGUUCAUAGAGAUAAACAGUGUUUUUGGAUCACAGGGAUGCAUUCAUUCUAGUCAAGUCAUAUUUUUCAGCAUAUGAUAUUUUAUUUGAGAAAAAAACAAACCACCUGAGGCAGCAAUGGUUCAGAGAGGUUUCAAAUGUAACCCUGUGUUUGUUUAGUAAAACAGUGUGAAGAUCCCUUAACUCUCCAUAGAAAAUCUUUACAGACGCCCUGUUCCCUUUGUUUUGUGCUGCCCGGUGCUUCUGUGUGUCGGUACCUCAUACACUAGAAAUGUUCCCAACUUGUCACUACUAACCAGCUGGAUUUUCAGGUUCUUUGAGCUGCUUACUAUCCCUUAACCAAAUUACACUAAAACCGCAACAGCUGCUAUUUAGAAGAGAGUAUGAAGUCAAAGUGUGCAGCAUAGUAAACAACUGUGAAUCAGACGACUCCUCCUGCUGUGCAGGAGAGUGUUAGUAUUACAUUUACAUUAAAAUAGGUUUUUCAGUUGAUGUUUUUUUUUUAAGUGAUCCAGAUUUUCUUGAUCAGUCUGUUUAUCUGAAUAUCAAUGCACUCCUCCAGGUAAACUUGGUAGUCAGGUCAGCCACACCACCUUCUAUUCCGGGUGUGUUUGUGAUAGUGUUGUCAGACAAAGCUGCUGAAGACAAAGUCAGGGGAAAACACUGGCUGUAUAUGAGAAAGACGAGAAAGACGAGAAAGACUCAUGAAGUUACUACUGUAAACAGUGUGUUUGUGACACACUUGAAACUGGGCGCUUUAUCUCCAUGAAUGGCUCUGUGUGUUACUAAAGGUCUCAUUUCAUAUUGUAUUUGUUAUGAUCAUUGUCUUAUUUCUAUAGUUGUAGUAUGACUCCUGCGUCAACAGAGGGAGCCAGAAGCUUAUUUGUUUCAUAAUCUACAUGCAUAUCAGUCGAAAGUUAGUUGCAAUUUUCUAUCACACCUUCAGAGCCAAAAUGUGACCUCUGGAGAAAACAGUUCAAAAGAUGACAAUUUUUUUAUUUGUCUAAAUGUAGCCAUUUCACAACAUUUUGAGCCAGUUUUUCAACAGAGUUUUUCUAACUGCUUUGUACGCUAUGUUUUUGGCUGCUUUAGUUGUGACUAUGAAUCUACAUAUAUAUGUAAUUAAUUAAUUUGAUUUAAUUGUAAACUUCUAGUUAUAGUUUGACCUGAUUUUAAGCACAGAUGGACAUAUUUUAUGCUUUUAGAAAAAUGAUCUAUCUAUAGGUUAUAUAUAUAUAUAUUUAUAUAUCUUCAUAGAUUUUACCAAUUUCUGUAUAAAAUGAGCUACUUCUGAGCCAUGUGAUGCUAAUGUUCAGGCUAACUAUUUAUAUUUAUACUAUGCCGACACUGUCUUUCUCACUUCAUUCUAGUUCAGUGAUUUUUAACCACUGACAUAGAUGUGUUUCUUCAAUCCCUGCAUGUUUAUCAGACUUGUGUUCAACUAAACAGGUCAGGGUUUAAUAUGAGUAAGUACAUUUGGAGUGGAAAUGGACAUUUCAAAUAUGGUCAUUAAAAGUAAGAAGAGAGAAAAGAAAUACACAUAAACUUGAUAUAACUAGAAGUAUGUCCCAAACAUUCGUGGGACAUUUUUGUUUGGUGGUGAGCUCUAGUAUUUUUCUAAUAUUUGCCGUGACUCAAAAAAGGGUAGGAGACACAGCUAUAGGUGAAUCUUUAAACUCUAUUUACGAGGUUUGUGUUAGUUGUUAUGCUUUGACAAACGGCUGCGGCUGGCUUUGUCCUGCUGGUUCUUGUUAUACUAUGAUUUGUCUUUGGACUCUGGUAAAGCCAUGGGUUUAACCACUUGUUUUCAUUUAAAUCUUUUGCGUUCAUCUACUGGUUUGUUUCAUAGCUGUUCAUAAAAGGUGGCAAGACGUACUUGUGUCAUUGUGUUUUUGUUUUACAGUUUAUAAAACAGAGAUUAAAAUUAUUCAAGUUUUCAUGUGCCAGCCUACUGGGAUUCUUACUCUGAAUAAAUGUAUUUUAAAAAACCCAAA
Molecule: messenger RNA, 4108 nt
Organism: Cynoglossus semilaevis (tongue sole)
Lineage: Eukaryota; Metazoa; Chordata; Actinopteri; Pleuronectiformes; Cynoglossidae
Gene: enpp4
Product: ectonucleotide pyrophosphatase/phosphodiesterase 4
Exons: 8
Coding region: 307-1683 (458 amino acids)
Source: RefSeq, a predicted model, not a curated record